Molecule: messenger RNA, 4107 nt
Organism: Phalacrocorax carbo (great cormorant)
Lineage: Eukaryota; Metazoa; Chordata; Aves; Suliformes; Phalacrocoracidae
Source: RefSeq, a predicted model, not a curated record
CUUAGUUAGUUCAUUUAAGGAGAGGGAAAAAAAGUUAUUUCCUUCCUUCUUUCUCAGCUGGGUAACUUCCGUCCUUCCCCCUCUGCGGGAGCCUCAGCAGCAGCCUCCGCCUGCAUGGCCAGAGUUCAUGUUCAGCCCCAGACUGAAGCUCGGGUUGGUAGAAAUGGCUGAUGGCAAAGAGGACCCCGCCACGUUCACCUCCGCUUCUCUGCCCUCCGACCCGCGGCUGCUGGCUACGGUGACUAACGCUUACCUGGGCACCCGCGUGUACCGGGACAUCCUCCACGUCAACGGCGUGUACAACGGGGCGGCGGGAGACACGCACCGUGCCGACAUCCCCAGCCCUGUCAACGUUAGGAUGGCAGUGCCCGGUGCGGGCAGCCCGGCUGAGACCUUCACCUUGGCCACCCGGACGGGGACCUUCAGCCACGUGCUUCAGUCAACGGAGUAUACAGCCACCCACCAGAUCUACGCUCACCGUUCCCUCGUCCACUUGAUGGCCUUCAGCAUCACCAUCCGACGAUCGGCUCACGCCACCCAACCCAUCACGGUCCAGCUCCAGACUCCGUUCGUGCCAAAGAGCCAGGACUUGGACCUGAACCAAGGCCCAGACUUCCAGGGAGCACACUACAUCUACGGGAAGACGCUGGUUCCCGAGGUAGAGGGGGGACCCCGUCCCACCGUUCACAUGCUCUGGACUCCCGUGCCGCCAGCCUUGACGUUGCGUGGGGAGGAGCGGGAGCGAUCCUGGGAGUUCCUGACGGCCGUGGCCGAAAGCGAGGAGGAGGCGAAGAGGAGCUACAGCGAAGGGCUGGCCCUCGUCGCUGCCGGCUCCCUGCACGCCUCCCACGCCCUCGCGUGGGCUGCGCUGUGGCGAGGCUGCUGCGUAGACCUGGAUGGACCUCUGCCUUUGAGGCAGGCCCUCUACGGGUGUCUCUACUACCUGCUGAGCGCCAUCCCGCCCCAGGGGAACGCGGGCUUCCUCUUCCACGGCAUCAGCCCUGGCGGCUUGUCCAACGGCACUCGGGGCGAGGACUACUGGGGGCACGUCUUCUGGGACCAGGACACCUGGAUGUUCCCGAACAUUCUGCUGUUUUAUCCUGAAGCUGCCCGAGCCAUCCUGGAGUACCGCAUUCGCAUGCUGGAAGGAGCCUUGCGCAACGCGCAGGAGCAAGGCUACAAGGGUGCUAAAUUCCCGUGGGAGAGUGCAGCCACCGGCCGGGAGGUCUGCCCUGAGGAGGUCUAUGGAGCCCAAGAAAUCCAUGUCACGGGAGAUGUUUUGAUGGCCUUUGAGCAGUAUUAUUGCACCACGCAGGACCAGAAGCUGUUCAGGGAGGAUGGAGGCUGGAAGCUGGUGAGUGCCGUGGCUCAGUACUGGUGUAGCAGGAUGGUGUGGAGCGAGGAGGAGCGAUGCUACCACAUCAGAGGUGUCAUGCCCCCGGACGAGUAUCAUUACCGGGUUGAUAACUCUGCGUACACCAACGCCGUGGCCCAGCGGAGCUUAAAUUUUGCAGCUGAUGUUGCUCGGGACUUCUUGAUCCCUGUGCCGGAGGAGUGGGUGGACUGUGCCCAGAAAGUCAAAGUGCCCUUCGAUGCAGAGAAGAAAUAUCAUCCCGAGUACGACGGUUACAGCCCAGGUGAGCCUGUGAAACAAGCUGACGUUGUCUUGCUUGGAUUCCCACUGAUGCUCCCCAUGAGCUCUGAAGUCCGGAGGAAUGACCUGGAGAUGUAUGAACCUGUCACUGAGCUGAAUGGGCCAGCCAUGACCUGGAGCAUGUUUGCAGUGGGCUGGCUGGAGCUAAAGGAGGUGCAGCGAGCCCAGAGCCAACUGGACAAGUGUUUCAGCAACAUCACGGAGCCCUUCAAGAUUUGGGCGGAGAACUCAGAUGGGUCAGGAGCUGUGAACUUCUUGACAGGGAUGGGUGGAUUCUUGCAAGCUGUCCUCUUUGGCUACACAGGGUUCAGGAUCACAAAGACCAGCCUCCGCUUCAACCCUGCCUUUCCUGAUGACAUCAACAACUUGAAAAUCACUGGUGUCUCCUACUUCGGCAACAAACUGAAGUUCUCCAUCACCAAAGAAGAGGUCAGGAUCCAAGUGACAGAGUCUCCCCGGGACCCUCCGGCGUCUCCCCUGGAAGCUGUCCUGGAGGAGUCGGGGCAGCGGUUUCCCCUGCGUGAAGGGCAGAGCGUCUCUUUCCCCACGGCAGCCGGCUGGAUUCAGAGGUCGUUCACCGAGGGAUUUUAAACCUUGGCUGAUCUGGGUUUUACUCAUUGAAGCAGCAGAAACAAAUUGAAGAGCAGAUGCUGGCAGAGGGGGAAGCCCAGCCCAUACGUGUGCUGACUCCCGGCUCCUCCAGCACGUCCUGGCUCGGUCCUCGCCUUCUCCCCGAUGCCUGCGCCACUCGGGGCCCAAAGGAGACUUGGCCACUGCUGCUUCGCCAGGUCACUCCCGCCUGCCAGGCAGCAAAGAGGAGCAUCCCUCGGCUGCAGUGCACAGCUGCCUCUGGGGUUUCAGUACAGUGAGUGGCCGGGACCCCCCCAAAUCCUGCGCAUCCCCUAAUGACAAACUCUGCCAAGGCAGCGUGGGGCAGCAGGCAGUGCUGUGGAAUGGGCACUAUUUUGGCACUAAUAUUAGUGACAAAAUACACAGCCAAAAGCAUUUUAGCCCCAUUUGAGCAGCGCACAGCUCCUUUUCUUUUGAGUUAUUCACCAUAUAACAUCCCUAUCAUGUUUUUAACCCCUUAUCUACAUUACCAUCUCUCUUUUCAAGCAGUUUUGGAGUUAAAGCCCCUCUGACGUGAUGUUUGAAGGGCUAUAGAAGCCCAGGCAUCAGUUAUUGUUAAUAUUCUGUCAGGUUAUAAGUGCAGUGUUUUUCUGGGGUCUGAUCAGAGCCCUCCUCCAGCUAAGUAGCCUCAGAGUUAGCAAAGACCUGCAGUGUACUUGCAUAAAGCACUUUCGGUGUCCUAGAAAGCCCUGAGGGAGAAAAGGGGAAGGGCUGUGCCCAUGUACAUGUGCAAAGUGGGGGGCGUGAUACCCCCCAACACCCAGCUCUGCACCUCGCGGCAGCAUCCCCUCCUGCAUCCCCCUUCCUGGGGUGGUUUCGGUGCCUCGUUUCCCAGCCCCGCACCUUUGCUAGACCAGACGUGGGUCAAAGCGAGGGGAUGUCGAAGGCGCUCCCUGCCCUGCCAUGGUCUGCCCUCUCCAAACAAACCCCAGGAAUCUCGGCUGAAUCCCACGGAGUUUAUAAAAAGCCCUGCGGCUGGUCCCUGCCACAGGCAGCAUGUGGGAACGCUUAGGGAAGGAGGCGAAGCCACUCCUCUGCCUUAUAAUUACGCUGGCUCUCUGUCAGGCCUUGUCAAAAGUCACCCAACCCCUAAUUAACAGCAGUUCUUUGCAGCAGGGCAGGACAAACGGACACUGGCAUCCCCCAGAACAGCCCCGUGGGCUGCCCCUGGAUUUGGAUUUUGAUGGGGCCGGGGAUAAAGCCUAGCUCUGAGCCAGGUCCCAGGUGGCACUAAAAGGGGUGUCAUUGUCACCGUUAUCAUGUCAUCCACCCCCAAAAGAGAAAAAAAGGGAUCUUUUUAGUCCAGUUGCCGAAAUGAGCCGGCUCUGGCCCGGGGAGGGCAACAGGGAGAGCACAGAGCAGUGGGGCUGCGUCCUGCGCUCAUCCCCUCUGUCCUUGCCCAGGGACCUGCUGGGGGAUGUCUGCCUUACUGCAACGAGUUUGCAGGUCUCAGCCCCCCUUGGAGGUCACAGCACCUCAUCUGCUUGAGGAUGUCCCCAUGGGGCCAAGAAGCUUCUCUGCUUCUUUCCCCUCCUCAGCCGCAGGAGGGGCCCCAAGAGCCUGCGGCUGUUUCAGGCUGGGUGGCUCUAAGGGUCACAGAGAUUAUUACUUCUGGCUGCGAAGAACAUGACCAGAGUGAAAAAGCUGUAUUUAUAUUGUCCCUUUAGCAACCCCCGCACUACACACACGCACGCGGAAGACUUGCAACGACUGAAACGGUUUAAUGAUUUAAAUAGUGAUCACCGAGGCUGGAGGGAUGCUGUGCUCCACACAGGAUAAAGGGAGUUAAAAAAAACCCGAGAGUAAAUAAAAAUAAUUGAGCU